Messenger RNA from Haemonchus placei, 2356 nucleotides. NCBI's taxonomy places the organism in Eukaryota, Metazoa, Nematoda, Chromadorea, Rhabditida, Trichostrongylidae. The record is from the annotation of a GenBank genome assembly.
ACGCGACAAGCGCAAAUUAGACCACCUGAAGAAGGAUAUUGACAUAGUGGAGCAGCAAGCUUUUCAGGAUGACCACAAAAUCCCGUUGGAGGAGCUUCUUCAUCGCUUGAAAACAGACAAGGAAUCGGGUCUCACAGCAGAUGAAGCAGCCGAAAGAUUGAAAAUGUACGGACCCAACAAGUUGACCCCACCUUAUAAGACGCCGACAUGGAUUAAGCUUCUGCAAAACCUUUUCGGAGGCUUCAAUAUGCUACUCUGGAUCGCAUCCCUAGCAUCAAUGGUAGGGUACUUUAUGGAGAAACAAGAAUAUGGGGAGGAAACAAAGGCCGAUAAUAUUUCGAACCGUUUCCAUCUUUGCGGAGUGCGCAACCCUGGAAUUCAGGUCAUUCGCGAUGGACGUAUAAUUGAUGUGAAGGUUGACGAUGUUGUACUUGGAGACAUAGUGGAAAUUAGCGGCGGAGAUAAGGUUCCUGCCGAUAUCCGUAUAUUCCAAGCAAGAGGACUCAAGGUGGAUAAUUCAUCGCUGACUGGUGAGUCGGAGCCGCAAACGCGAUCACCAGAAUUCACUCACAAUAACCCGUUGGAGUCAAAGAAUGUGGCAAUGUUUUCAACAAACGUGCUUGAAGGAAGUGGUAGAGGCGUCGUCAUUCUAACGGCCGACAACACGGUGGUGGGUCGAAUAGCUGCUCUCACUGCUCAAGUCACAUCAGGACCAAGUCCUAUCGCCAAAGAAAUAUAUCACUUCAUCCAUGUUAUUACUUUUGUGGCACUUGGCGUUGGAGUAACCUUCUUCGUGUUAUCAAUCAUCUACGGUUACACCUUAAUACAGGCGCUAAUUUACUUUAUGGGCAUUGUUGUCGCUAAUGUGCCUGAAGGAAUCGUCGCCACUGUUACGGUAUGUUUAACAUUAACAGCUGUAAAAAUGAGAAGGAAACAUUGCUUGGUGAAAAAUCUCGAAGCGGUCGAGACACUUGGUUCGACGUCGACUAUUUGUUCAGACAAGACAGGCACACUAACGCAGAAUCGAAUGACCAUUACGCAUUUGUGGUGCGAUGGUAAAAUCGAUGAAGCAGAACAAUGUCUUCCAAAUGGGAAACUUCGUGGCAAAAAGAAGCAUCGUAUGGAAGGCACAUUCAAGUUGUUGAUUCGUUGUGCAGUGCUGUGUAGCAGGAGCAAGUUCAAGAACGAGGACUUCUCGGUACCCCUUCCCAAAAGAGAAGUGGCUGGUGACGCAUCGGAGACAGCCAUCAUGAAAUAUUGUGAGUUGCUGCUCGGAGAUGGAGGAACGAAGAAAAUGCGUGAUAAGAAACCAAAGGUCUCCAUCCAUCAAAAUGGCGAUCGUUAUUUGUUGGUAAUGAAAGGGGCACCGGAAAAAAUCCUCAAAGUGUGUUCAACUCUGCUAAUCGAGGGCAACGAAAAAAACAAGGACAAGAGUUUUGAAGAAGACUUUGUUAAGGCAUACGAAACGUUGGGAGGCUUCGGAGAACGUGUGCUAGGAUUCUGCGAUCUAGAAAUGGACCCCGAAAAGUUUCCCAAAAACUUCGUCUUCGAUACGGAAAAUCCAAACUUUCCGCUCACAAAUUUACGAUUCCUUGGCCUUAUGUCAAUGAUCGACCCACCGCGACCUGGAGUUCCACAGGCUGUUCAGUUGUGUCAGUCAGCCGGAAUCAAGGUAGUUAUGGUCACUGGAGAUCAUCCAAUAACUGCAAAAGCAAUUGCUCGUCAAGUGCAUAUCAUCUCUAGGAAAGCACGGGUGACAGAGCUCAUUGAAGACGAUGAGCAGGCGUCAGAGCAUGAGACUUUUGGCAAAGGAAGAUUACUUAACACCAAAGCCAUAAUUGUUCAUGGGGAACAACUUAAAUUGCUCAGCGGAAGCACCUUACGAGAAAUUGUCGGUAACUACCAACAGGUCGUCUUUGCUCGAACUUCACCAGCGCAAAAGCUCCAAAUCGUUGAAGCAUACCAACUAACAAACAACGUCGUCGGGGUUACUGGUGACGGUGUCAACGAUGCGCCAGCACUCCGAAAAGCUGACAUAGGGAUUGCCAUGGGCAUCGCUGGAACCGAUGUGUCAAAGCAGGCAGCCGACAUGAUUCUUCUCAACGACAACUUUGCUUCCAUUGUUACCGGUGUUGAGGAGGGACGAUUGAUUUUCGACAAUCUGAAGAAAAGCAUUGCUUAUACGCUGACCUCGAAUAUUCCGGGUAAGAACAUAUCACAGUUUUAUGUUAAAGGCACAGUCCGCCUUAACAAUGGUUCCUACGAUUUUCUUCCGAGAUUAUCCAAUGGCUCCCAAGGUAACACAAAGACGACCGAAGAUGGAUCAGACGAGGGUGUAUGUCGUUUGGCGCGAUGA